UUUAGUCUAAAUCUUAUCAUUCGAUUAAUAUCUCUUUUAUUUAGUGGAUAAAAAUAAUGUAUAGACCAUACCAGUCGUUGAAAGAUGUCUGUUAAUCGUGUACGUUGAAACUUAACUAAUUUUUGCGAUUCAUUUUAUGUUUUAACGUUUUAUAUUGUAAUAAUUAAUAAAACAGUUGUUUUUUAGUUAAAUGCUUUAAAUUUAUUUAUCUAAAUUGUUUGCUAAACCUUAUAGAAUUAUUUUUAUGGCAAUUUUUAAAAUAUAAUCUCUUUAAAUAAAUUUGAUAUUUUAUGUUUAUUUUCGUUCCGUAAUAAAGUGAUACAAAAACAUUUAUUCCUUAGAAAUCUUUAUAUUCUGGAACAAUUUAUAUAAUAUAUAAAUAAAACUACAAAUUUUUAAUUUAAGUUAUAAAAAUUAUUCAGUCUAAUACAGAAUUCAUUUUUCUCUCAAAAAAGAAAACAUGUUUUUUAACUUGAGUUUAGUUAUAGUUUUUCCUUUAAUUGCGAGUGCAUCAAAUAUAUUAGUAUUUAUGCCUAUGCCGUUUAAAAGUCAUUUUCGCGGAUUCCAACCUCUUUUUGAAGAAUUAGCAAUACGUGGUCACAAUAUUACAGUUGUAAGCUGUUUUCCAUCUGAAAAUUCUAUUGGUAACUAUACUGAUAUUGGACCAUUUAUGGACAAAGAGAGAAAAAGAAAUGUAAUGGAACUUAUCAACAUGAAUUUUUUUAAUUCAAACCAGCUCAAAUGGUCUCUCGGAAUAAAUGUUGCCAAUAUGAUUUUGCACCAUAAGAAAAUAAUUGAUUUUAUUCAUGCUGAAAAUUAUACUUUUGAUCUCAUUAUGGUUGAAUCAUUUGUACAAGAAUAUACGAUCACACUGGGUCACAAAUUUAACGCUCCCGUCAUCAACCUGGUACCUGCACCUUUAUGGCCUAGUAUCACGAAAUGGUUACAUUUACCUUCUACUUUUUCAUACAUACCAGAUUUAUGCGCAAGAAUAACCGAUAAAAUGUCUUUUAUGGAGCGUAUAAAAAACGUUAUAAGUGGAAUUAUACAGCUUUACAUAGAAAAUAUCGUUUACUUACCCGAGAUGAAAAAAAUUAUGCAUAAACAUUUCACAUAUAAGGGUUGGGAAACUCGGCCUUCUCUUGAAGCAAUGUUAAAAAAUGUUUCGUUGACGUUAGUAAAUGGAUACCAUGUUGUUGGUCUGACAAGACCGUACUUGCCGGGUAUCAUUGAGGUCGGAGGCAUGCACAUAAAACCACCUACAAAGUUACCUCGUGAAAUUCAAUCUUUUAUGGAUUCUGCGACCAAGGGAAUAAUACUUUUUAGUCUUGGCACAUACAUUAAUUUGACUGAUAUACCUAAAACCGUUAUGUACAGUUUCAUUGGUGCUCUUGGAAAAUUAGAUCAAAAAAUUAUCGUAAAAUGGGUGCCUGAUGAAGGUAUAGAAAAGCCUGAAAAUAUCAUGUUUGUUCCUUGGACCCCUCAACAAAGCAUUUUAGCACAUAAAAAUUUGAAACUCUUUAUUACUCACGGUGGAUUACAUAGUAUAGAAGAAGCAACAUAUUAUGCAGUACCUGUUUUAGGAGUCCCAUUUUUUGCAGAUCAAUUUUUAAAUAUGAAAAUAAUCGAAAGAAAAAAGUGUGGAAUAUUAGUAAAGCAUGAUGGAAUUACUGAAAAUCUAUUCAGUUCAGCAAUCAAAGAAAUUUUAACUAAUCCGAUGUAUAAAAUAAAUAUGGAAAGACUUAGUUAUGCCUUUAGAGACCAACCUAUGACUCCUUUGGAGAAAGCCGUUUAUUGGGUUGAGUACGUCAUUAAAAAUCGAGGAGCUGGAUAUCUAAAAAGUAAUUCUUUAGACCUAGAUGACAUCCAAUAUUUUUCCUUGGAUACUAUCUUUACAUUAAUAAUUUCCUCAAUAAUUACUGUUUGGUUAUUUUAUUUUACAUUAAAAAAAUUGAUUAUAUUUAUUUUUAAAGUGAAAGCAUUCUUUUAAUAGUUUUGAAAUCUAUUUAUUAAAUAGCUAUAAAUAUUUAAUGUAAACAUGUUAUCAGAGUACAGGUUGAAAAUGUUUGUUUGAUUACAAUUAGUUUUCUCUUUCAGAUCAUUUUAAAAUGUAUAAUAGUAUCACUUCUGUUUUUUACU
Molecule: messenger RNA, 2139 nt
Organism: Daktulosphaira vitifoliae (grape phylloxera)
Lineage: Eukaryota; Metazoa; Arthropoda; Insecta; Hemiptera; Phylloxeridae
Product: UDP-glycosyltransferase UGT4-like
Exons: 5
Coding region: 461-1990 (509 amino acids)
Molecular function (GO): UDP-glycosyltransferase activity
Source: RefSeq, a predicted model, not a curated record